UGACGUAGUGAUUGGUCAUCUGCCUGGAUUUCGAAAACUACUUAGUUCGCCUUUACUUUGUUGUGAUUAGGUCGCCGGGCGUCUUUUAUACAUGUCCACGAGUUUUAGUGUAUGUGGAAGAAGAUUUAUUCGUUUGUUUUGCCUGCUGACUUGUCUGAUUAGAUCCUCGAGGCUGCGUGACCGCGUCUGACUGGUCGGAAGUCCCACGGCCGCAGCAUGAAGCUCUACAGCCUCAGCGUCCACCAUAAAGGAGCCACCAAAGCCAACCUGCUCAAAACGGCCCAUGAUCUCUCCUCCUUCAGCUUCUUUCAGCGCUCCAGUAUUCAGGAGUUCAUGACCUUCACCAGUGCCUUGAUUGUGGAACGCACAUCACAAGGAAGUCGGGCCUCGGUCAAAGAACAAGAGUACCUGUGCCAUGUGUAUGUGAGAAAUGACAACCUGAGCGCCGUGGUCAUUGCAGAUACUGAGUACCCACAAAGAGUCUGCUUCACAUUGCUAGACAAAGUAUUAGAGGAGUUCUCCAGGCAAGUGGACAGUAUAGACUGGCCUUCUGGUAGUCCUGAAACCAUAAACUACAAAGCCUUGGAUAUUCACCUCGCUAAAUACCAGAAUCCCAGAGAAGCAGAUGCAAUGACCAAAGUACAGGCAGAGCUGGAUGAGACGAAGAUCAUUUUGCACAACACCAUGGAAAGUCUGCUGGAGAGAGGAGAGAAGCUGGAUGACCUCGUUUCAAAGUCAGAGGUUCUGGGAACCCAGUCCAAAGCCUUCUACAAGACUGCACGGAAACAGAACUCGUGCUGUGAAGUCAUGUGAUGCAGCUGCCACAGGGACAGGCCUCUCUUCUUCUCUUUAUCUUUCUUUCUCUCUCUCUCUCUCUUCUUUCUGCUUUUCCUGCAACUCCCAACAUGCACCAGCUCCACGAAAGGAAAGAUGCCGCACAGACUAGAAGCGCCACGAAGCCGAGUCUCCUUUGUCCGGAUUGGGACUGAAGGAGUGGGGGGGGGGGGUGAAUACAGAAGAAGUACCAUUUGAAAUAUUUUUUGAACCUCUCAAACGUCCAUGUGGUGCUUUAACUGCCAGCUGGAGCCACUAUAGCGUGAGGUUGUGUAUCAGUGGUGUGUCGUCAGAAGUGCGUCUCUUAAACAUUUAAUUUUGUUGUCCCUUUACAGUUCUUGAAUGAGUAUUAACCGCCGGUGUGCUUCUUCUGACAAUCUCCGUUGCAUUUCACAAGAUGCGUCACUCGCUUGGGAUCAGAUUAUGUCAAAGCCCCCCCCCCCCCUUUUUUUCUUCUUUUUUUUCUGAAGGCAUCUUCAGGCCCCUGUGGGCCUGAACGACGAGUUCCAGGGAAACAUGACCUAAUUACAUGACGUCUUAGAUAUUUUUUUCUUCACUUGUCUCAUCGUAUUAAAUGAAAGCUUAAAACAUUCCCACUGUGGGGCGAGUGUGUUCGUAGGUGUGAGGAUGUGAAAUGUAGUGAGAUGUUUCUACAUAGACGGAGCCUUAUUGCAGCGCAGCCCCCCUGUCACUAGGACGAAUGGGCUCGUAAAUUAAUCUCUUCUAUGUAAUGCAUUGUAGCCAUGGUCUUUUUACAUUUUUUUUAAAUACACUCUGGUUGUCCACAUAUAACACGUAGGCAGGUGAGCGUCUGCACCUCUAAAAUCCGUGAACACAAUGAUGGGAUGUGGGACAUCUUCUCCUGAGACGGAUUCGCCAAGGACAAACUGAACAUGUAGUGCAUUUCAUGUCCCUCUCUGACUUAAACACACUCCGUGGCAGACUUGAUAUGUAGAGAUGUCUUUCUCAGUUUUAAAUGAAGAGAUGCCUUCAGUUGUGUGUAGAUGUUUCUCUGCAGUACUUCUGUUUGAUUGGCUGAUAUACAGCACCAAUGUUUAGUGCCUGUGCGUGAGGACCGUUGUGUGUGUGUGUGUGUGUGUGUAUGUGAUCUGAAUCGCUCUUUCUGCUUUUACAGUGAAAAAAAUUGUGCAAUAUGUUUGCAGACUGUCUGUCUUUUAAAAGAGGAGAGAAUAACAGGCGAGCCCUCUAUUAAAGGACACUAAAAUUGACCUUUGUAUUUGCUGUUACGACUAAUUCCCAUGUGAAGCGGGUCAGGGGUUGUUUCUGGGAUUCGUUUCUUUUCUUUCCAGUUAAACAAAAUUGGUGUGUUAAAUCGAUCUGCAUUAAAAACUGAUCUGGAUUUGGUCUGUGCAGAAAUAAAAUAAAGACUUCAGAUAAUAAACUGUU
Messenger RNA from Gasterosteus aculeatus aculeatus (three-spined stickleback), 2241 nucleotides. The record is from RefSeq and is a predicted model, not a curated record. NCBI's taxonomy places the organism in Eukaryota, Metazoa, Chordata, Actinopteri, Perciformes, Gasterosteidae.